AUGAUUCGAAGGCCUGUGUCCUUUCCCAGUUUAACGAGAUUGCUUCUUCGGACUGGUUCUGCUUCUGCGUCGUCCAAGAUCGGAACUCAAAAUUGGUUUGCUUCUCAACCCAACCCUAUUUACAGUGAGGAUGAGUAUGCUGACGUGGACUGGGACAGUCUUGGCUUUGGUUUGAUGCCUACGGAUUACAUGUACAUUAGUAAAUGUUGUGAGGGCCAAAAUUUUGGUGAAGGACAACUGAGUCGCUACGGGAACAUUGAACUCAGUCCAUCAGCUGGGGUCCUAAAUUAUGGGCAGGGAUUAUUCGAAGGCACAAAAGCAUACAGAAAAGAAAAUGGGCGCGUGCUACUCUUCCGUCCGGAACAAAAUGGCAUUCGCAUGAAGAUUGGUGCCGAAAGAAUGUGCAUGGCAUCCCCUUCCAUCGAUAAUUUUGUUCAUGCUUUGAAACAAACUGUCUUGGCCAAUAAACGUUGGAUUCCUCCGCCCGGAAAAGGGUCGUUGUACCUUAGGCCUCUGCUCAUAGGAACGGGUCCAGUUUUGGGUUUGGCUCCUGCAUCUGAAUACACAUUCCUCAUAUAUGCUUCCCCUGUUCGCAACUAUUUCAAGGAGGGUUCGGCUCCGCUCAACUUGCUUGUAGAGGAGAACUUUGACCGUGCUUCUCGCCGCGGCACUGGAAACGUCAAAACCAUUUCUAAUUAUGCACCGGUUUUGAUGGCACAAACUAAAGCCAAGCAAAGAGGAUUUUCAGAUGUGCUGUACCUUGAUUCAGCCACGAAGAAAAAUCUGGAGGAGGUCUCUUCUUGUAACAUUUUUAUUGCCAAGGGCAAAUGUAUCGCAACUCCUGCUACCAAUGGAACUAUUCUUUCCGGAAUUACCCGAAAGAGUGUCAUUGAAAUUGCUGGUGAUCAUGGCUAUCAGGUAGAAGAGCGUGUUGUAGGCGUGGACGAAUUGAUUGAGGCUGAUGAAGUUUUCUGCACAGGAACUGCUGUGGGUGUUGCUCCUGUUGGUAGUAUCACAUACCAGGAUAAAAGGAUGGACUAUAUAACAGGUUCUGGAACCAUUUGUGAAGAGCUGAACAGCACCAUUUCAGGAAUUCAAACGGGUACUAUUGAAGAUAAGAAGGGUUGGAUUAUUGAAGUCAAUUAA
Molecule: messenger RNA, 1146 nt
Organism: Sphenostylis stenocarpa
Lineage: Eukaryota; Viridiplantae; Streptophyta; Magnoliopsida; Fabales; Fabaceae
Source: the annotation of a GenBank genome assembly